Messenger RNA from Tripterygium wilfordii, 1454 nucleotides. RefSeq names its product presenilin-like protein At2g29900. The record is from RefSeq and is a predicted model, not a curated record. Gene Ontology annotation, molecular function: aspartic endopeptidase activity, intramembrane cleaving. Lineage: Eukaryota; Viridiplantae; Streptophyta; Magnoliopsida; Celastrales; Celastraceae. The transcript has 2 exons. Gene Ontology annotation, biological process: protein processing. The coding region runs from base 118 to 1422 and encodes 434 amino acids. Gene Ontology annotation, cellular component: nucleus; membrane.
GGAGUUCUUUGCCACCGUCAAAACAUCCAAUUGAGUUCGUCACCACCCACCAGAGAAGGUCCAAAGAACUAAAAUCUGCAAAGAUCUUCAACCUAGAACCAGCAUUUUUCGAAUUCAAUGGCCCAGAACCGGAGAUCCAAGAGCAUUCUUGAUUCUGUUGGUGAAGAAAUUAUAAGAAUCAUAACACCUGUCUCAAUCUGUAUGUUCAUGGUGGUUCUUAUGGUAUGCGUUCUCAACACAGACUCUUCUGAUUCAGCUUCAUCAUCAGUGCCGACAAUAGCCACCAUAGCUUAUACUGAGACCGGCAGUGACUCGUGGUGGGACAAACUCAAAGGUGCUCUUUUGAACUCGCUUGUGUUUGUGGCUGUUAUCACUCUUGCUACCUUCCUUAUACUGCUUCUAUUUUACUUCAGAUGCACUAGGUUCUUGAAAUUCUACAUGGGUUUCUCUGCUUUUAUUGUUCUGGGAUUUAUGGGUGGGGAAAUUCUGCUAUUUAUGCUCGAAGAUUUUAGGAUACCAAUUGAUUGCAUCACAUUUUUGGUGGUAUUGUUCAAUUUCACCGCUGUGGGUGUUCUGGCAGCAUUCAUGUCCAAAAUGGCAAUAUUUGUGACUCAGAGCUACUUGGUUAUUAUUGGGGUUCUGGUAGCUUAUUGGUUUACUCUCUUACCUGAAUGGACUACUUGGAUGCUACUGGUUGCCUUGGCAUUGUAUGAUCUUGCUGCAGUUUUGUUGCCUGUUGGGCCAUUAAGGCUUUUGGUAGAGCUUGCAAUAUCAAGGGAUGAAGAAAUCCCUGCAUUGGUUUUUGAAGCUCGGCCUGUGGUGGUUGAGGAUUCAGGUCCAGGCGGGCCUGCAACUCAAAGGAGGGUGUGGAGAGAAAGGAGAAAUAUUGGACAUAAUUCGUCUGGGAAUGCCAGUUCUGGGUCUAACUCCACUCCAAAUGUCAACACCAGUUCUUCAUCAGAUUCAAAUUUGGCUCAUGGUUCUGUUUUAUCAGUUAGUAAUGACAAUAAUAACAAUACAAGGUUCAUCAGUACAGAAGACACUGAACUUUCUGCACCAUUGAUUGAUCACAGGAUUACUUUGCAAUUGAAUAGACCGGAAGAUGCCCUGUCUAGUGAGAGUUGGUCACUAGAGCGUAUUGGCUUGGGGUCAGCGGGUGCUAUCAAACUGGGGCUGGGUGACUUUAUCUUUUAUAGUGUAUUAGUUGGCAGGGCGGCUAUGUAUGAUCUUAUGACAGUUUAUGCAUGCUAUCUUGCCAUUAUGGCUGGUUUGGGAAUUACGCUACUGCUGUUGGCACUCUAUGAAAAGGCACUGCCGGCUCUUCCGGUGUCAAUUGCUCUAGGCGUGUUGUUCUAUUUCCUGACUCGCCUUGUGCUUGAAGUUUUUGUUGUACAAUGUUCUUUGAACCUUCUCAUGUUUUAGAAAUAAAAUUUGUUAUUGUGGUUUGGUGCUCA